AUGGUAGCUCUUCUGUGUAUGCCCUUCACCCUCAUCCCCAACCUCAUGGGCAACUUCAUCUUUGGAGAGGUCAUCUGCAAGACGGCUGCCUACUUCAUGGGUAUCUCUGUCAGUGUGUCCACUUUCAACCUUGUGGCCAUCGCCAUUGAACGCUACAGUGCCAUCUGCAACCCCUUGCAGUCCCGUGUAUGGCAGACCCGCUCCCAUGCCUACAAGGUGAUCGCUGCCACCUGGAUCCUUUCCAUCAUCAUCAUGAUCCCAUACCUGGUCUACAACAGGCUGGUCUCCUUCACUAAGAAGGAGAACAUCGAGGGCUACCAGUGCCGCCUCAAGUGGCCAAAUAACCAAGUGCAGCAGGCAUGGUAUGUCAUCCUACUGACCAUGCUCUUCUUUAUCCCCGGCGUUGUCAUGAUCGUGGCCUAUGGGCUCAUCUCUCAUGAGCUGUACAGAGGGAUCCAGUUCGAGAUGGACUUGAACAAAGAGGCCAAAGCCCUUAAAAAUGGAGUGACUACAGGAGCAACAACGUCAACUACCAAUUGUGACGAGGGUGACGGCUGCUACAUCCAAGUGAACAAACGCCGCAACACCAUGGAGAUGUCCACAUUGACUCCCAGCAGCUGCAGCAAGAUAGAUCGAGCACGGGUCAACAAUUCGGAGGCCAAACUCAUGGCCAAGAAGAGGGUCAUCCGCAUGCUGAUUGUCAUUGUGGCCAUGUUCUUCAUAUGCUGGAUGCCCAUCUACGUCGCCAACACCUGGAAGGCCUUCGAUGAAGAGUCAGCAUUCAGGAUCCUCUCUGGGGCGCCCAUCUCUUUCAUCCACCUCCUGUCUUACACAUCGGCUUGUGUCAACCCCAUCAUCUAUUGCUUCAUGAACAAACGUUUUCGCAAAGCCUUCCUGGGAACGUUUGCAGGCUGCAUUAAGCCUUGCCGGCGUUUUCGUGAACCAGAGGAGGAUAUAAUAGCCACCGGGGCAUCUCUUUCCAAAUUCAGCUAUACCACUGUCAGCAGUCUGGGUCCUCCUUGA
Messenger RNA from Staurois parvus, 1023 nucleotides. NCBI's taxonomy places the organism in Eukaryota, Metazoa, Chordata, Amphibia, Anura, Ranidae. The record is from the annotation of a GenBank genome assembly.